Molecule: messenger RNA, 429 nt
Organism: Rhagoletis zephyria (snowberry fruit fly)
Lineage: Eukaryota; Metazoa; Arthropoda; Insecta; Diptera; Tephritidae
Source: RefSeq, a predicted model, not a curated record
AAUUGCAGUCAACUGAAACAGUCGUGAAAACUGAAGAGCAGAGUGAAUCUGCAAUUGAUAUGUUCGACGAUGAGUUUCAUGCGAUUAUGGAACAGGAUUUUUCUGCUGAAACAAAUGCCAAUGAAACAAGUGAAACAGUGAGGGUCAACGAAGCUUUUGAGACUGAUUCGGAUGCCACUGAAAUUAAUGAGGAUCAUUCAGUCAGUGAAUCUCAGCAAAACACCGAACCAGUGGUCACCAUAAGCUCGAGCAGUGCAUCAGAUAAACAACAGCUGAAUCGUCGUCAAAAGCGAGCUAAAAACCACAAGUGUCAGCAGUGCGACAGAAGCUUUAAUCGUCCAUUUGAUCUUAAGACGCACCUGCUCACAGUGCACACUGGAAUUCGAGCUCACAAGUGCCCAACAUGCUCCACAUCAUUUGGGCAGAAGG